GGCAGUUGGCAGCAUGGUGACUCGUUUUCAGAACCGCGACUGAAUCGGUUACAGGCGUAUCGUAGCUUGCUUGGUCCGAGCGCGUUUCUUACGCACUCUGUAAAGGUGCUCUGCGCUGUGCGGUUUCGGGGAUUAGAGAGUUGGUGCUGGGAACGAGUUUGCUGCUGUGUGCUGUGUGUGUGAGCGUUCGCGCGCGUGUUUGUGGAUAACCGAUAGCGGAAGCGGAAGAGCGAGAAAGCGCCACAGGGAGAGAAAGAGAGAGAGCGAUCGCGAGAGAAGAGUGUUGGUUGGUUGUGGAGAGUGGUGCAUCGAAUUGCAAAGGAAAAAAAAGAAGAAAGAAGUGUACCGUGGUGCGAAAGGAUCAAAGAUCGAUCGAUACGGCCAGUAACGGUGGGGUGGCCGAUUUGCAGGACUGCGUAAGAGCGUAAGUGAUCGUCCUAGAAAAAAAGGAACCCGUCCGCACCCGGACAACAGACCACUGCCAACGUGUGCACAGCAUUAGACAGCAGCAGCAGCAGCAGCAACAGAAACAGCAGCAACCAUGGCGGACAAAAAGGUAGCGGAACAGUACUAUGCCCCACCGCCCAAGAUGGGCAAAUGGGAAGGAUUUAAGACGUUCCUGUGGAACAGCGAAACCAGCCAAUGCCUUGGCCGUACCGGAUCUAGCUGGGCGAAAAUCCUCUUCUUCUACGUGUGCUUCUAUGCUGCCCUUGUCGGAUUCUUUGCCGCGAUGCUGGCAGUUUUCUGGCAGACGCUAGACAUGCAGAUGCCUAAAUAUCAACUUGACAGUUCGUUGAUUGGGUCGAAUCCAGGUUUGGGCUUUCGACCAACUCCGCCAGAGUACCAGAAUGUGGAGAGUUCGUUAAUCUGGUACAGAGCCUCCGACAACGGAAACGUUGAGAUUUGGACCAAACUAAUCGAUGAAUUUUUGAAACCUUACACGCUAGAGGAAGAUAACCGCGUCGAUUGCUCGUUCGACAAUCCACCACCGGAGGGCAAGGUUUGCAAAGUUCCUAUGACUAACUGGUCCCCGUGCGUCAAGGAAAACCGAUACAACUUUAAGAAAAAGAGCCCGUGCAUAUUCUUGAAGCUGAACAAGAUCUACAAUUGGGUACCGGAUAUGUACAAUACCUCGAUCAACUUGCCGGAGAAAAUGCCCGACGAUCUUAAGGAACAUAUCCGUGGCGAGGAAGCUCGGGGAAAUAAAAACACUAAUGUGGUUUGGGUUUCCUGUGCCGGCGAAAACCCUGCCGAUAAUGAGCACAUCGGUGCCAUUCAGUAUAUCCCGCGUCGCGGAUUCCCUGGAUAUUUCUUCCCGUACAAGAACGUUGAUGGAUACCUGCCGCCUGUAGUAGCGGUCUACUUCGAAAAACCAAAGACUGGCGUACUCAUCAACAUCGAGUGCAAAGCCUGGGCCCGCAACAUCAUGUACGAUCGGGCUGAGCGAAGAGGGUCCGUUCAUUUCGAGCUGAUGAUCGAUUAAAUCGGUGGCUCGAACGUGGCAGUUUAAACAGCGAAUACCACCAGGGUCAUUUCGCACAUUUCGCCGGGCGCACGUGUUAUCAUCGUUUUUUGUAGGGAGCAGAAGGGUGCACCGAAGUCUGAUCGUCGGUACGCGUGAGAAGAUGGUAGUGGGGCAGAAGGCACAAAGCAGGCCUAGAAGUAUCGAAUGAGUUUACGCUAGCGUUAGGACAACCGCAGAACAAGCAGCAACCAGCAGCAGCAAAAUGUAGCGCGCAAGCAGUCACGUGGAGGAGCGUUGUUGAAGGCGCAGAACGUCGAAAUUGAACAAAACAAAAACAACAGAAAAGAAAACCAAAACAUUACGAAAACACCCAACUGACGAGCGUGCGAUACCAAAAAAUGCAAAAAGAAACAUUAAAAAAUCGUCGCGCUACGGAGGGCUGAAGGCGCGAAAAUCAAGGGCAUAUAUAAAAACACAUUGCAGUAGGCGACGGUAUGUGUGGCGUAACGUUUGAAUCAUUUGGCUAGGCAUUUUAUACUUUUCCUUGUACUUCAGCUACUAUCGGUUGGUGAAGAUUGUUGUAUGAUUUUGUUAUUGCAAUAGUAUACAUAAUACCCGCGUUAAAAAAGCAAAAAGAAAACAAACUAAUAAUAAAAGUAAAGGAUUUAAGACCAUCGUAAUAACUGUAGGUAAGUUGUACAGCUAAUUGCAAACAAAACAAGAAGAAAUCCCCGGAGGCAUUCCGCUCUCUGCUUGAGUCAAGUAAGUCAGGGCAAACCAAGCAAGCAAACAAAAUGAACAAAGCAAACCAAAACCUAAACCUGCGACACACCGAUACACGCGUUCAGGCGUACUCUACGGUAGUAAAAGGAGAGCGAAUGUGUUCUUUAGGUGCAGAUGCUAGAUAUAGUGACACAACUUUCCGUAUAAACUCCACCUACACCUCUUAAAACAGCAUAGCAUGAUCUCUGGCAAAAAGAACAUAGUACUAGACAAGGUAUAAGAAACCGGGUGACACCGCACCGAACGUAUGAUAAAGCAAAUGGGACAGGGUUCAACAUGUUCCCCCGUUUCGAUUGCCGUGUCGCCUCGCAUCUAUGUCGAUUCGCUUCUCGAGCCCCGAAAUAGUCUGCAAAUUGUAGAUCUAGUUGGAAGAAUUGCGUCAAGGAACCCGUACAUCAGCAAAAGAAGCAUCAACCAUGGAGCAAUGUAGUUUGUAUCACACGCUAAACUUUCUUCUCGUGCCGUACUCACACACAUACACACACACACACAACGUAUACAUGCUGGGCAAUGGCCAUAGGCCGUCGGGCCGGGUAAGGAUUUCACCGCCCUCGUUCAACGUGUACGAUGUACUAGGCAGCAGCUAUUGAAGAAUAAAAUAAAGUAAUAAAACACACUCAAAAAAAACAUAAAACGAACAAAUCAUGGAGGAUUUCUUUCAUCUUGAUGGCAAAAUGGUGUGCUAUCAUACGUAAUAUGGCGCGUUGCAUUACUACUGCAUGGCGUGUGUAUGUGUAGUAAGUAGCGUAAAGGAUAACAAACACCGACUCAAGUUGCGGGGCUUCGAUUUAAUUUAAGUAAAAAUACAACAAAAUCGGUCGCAAACGCUUGCAAAACAGACCAUUCGCCAGAUUUGCCAGUGUUUUCAUGUAGCGACCGAUCGUCACGAGACGUUCUAAUGUCCUAGAUCAAGCAAACCAUAACACAAAGUCAUAAAAACAAACAUGAAGGGCCUCUUUCUAUUCUUAUCACUCACUGCCCAAUGAAUAAGUUUAAAUACAAGAGAAGUAAUAAAGUAAAAGAAAUCGUAAACAACACACACACCCCCACACAAAUAUAUACAAAAACAACAAAAGCGAAGCGAUGUGAUGUGCGAGAGAUACGUUAAAAAAUAUGCAAAAACUUUGUUGAAAAAAAACCAAAAGGUGCAACGCGAAAAAUGCCAUCAGUUGUAUAAAAAUGAAAAAAAAGAUGCAAAGAAAAAAUCGGGACGAUGAUGCAAAUGCGAAAGUUAAAGUUGAAACUAAAACACAACUAUAAAUAGCGAAGCUAGAGUUGUAAACAGAUGUCAAAUUGAAAUGCGGCGUGUUUAUACACCUGCGUUACAUGUGUUAGUUCCGCGCGCAGGCUGUUUGUGUUCGCUGUGGUUGUUAUAGUCGCCAUUUUAACGAUGUUACACUUGACAUGAAUCGUGUACUAGGAUACUAUUUCGCGCGGACAGGUGUGCCCAUGCUGUAAACUAAACAUCAUUCAAGGUGUUUAUCUUCAUAAAUUGAAUUCUUUGGCCUUUACAGAGAUUUGUACUCGUUAGCACUUGGAACGUAAUGUACUGCUAGGCGUUGGGCUGGUUCUUUCACGUAUCUGAGCACCUGUGUUUUUCGUAAUCAGCAGUCUAUGAUUAAUCAUUCACAAAUCGAACACAUCUUUAACGUUUCAAACUCUCAGAUAAUCGAUCUACUAACACGUUAAUAUGCGUCACGUCAUCAAUUGUUUCGCGAAUUAUGCGCGUGUGUGUGUGUGUGUAUGUGUUUGCACUGUUUGUGAAGUUUCAGCAGCUGGAUUAGCAAGCAAGAUUGUGUAUUCUGUUAUUGUGAAAAAAUGUCACGAAAGCGUUAAAGCCCCGAACCGAUGUCGUCGAGUUUGGUGUGGGAAUGGAAAGUCGUGGAACGUUGCAGCAACGUUAAAUUUGCAAACCUUUACUACUUGGUUACCUAAGCCCAAGUAUACGUUAACUCCAAACAUCGGUUUUCGUAGUAAAAACAAUUAAAUUCCAACGAAACAUAACCUAUUGUUGCAAUUGGUGCAGCUUUCAAUCGGAAAAGAAGAAAAUCAUUCUUUGCAAACCAUCAGCAUCGAAUAAAUAUACGCAAAAAAGAGUUAAAAUUUAAAAUAAACGAAAAAAAACUCUGGUAUAACAUCAGUGGAGCGUAUAACUUAUCGAAAAAAAAUUGAAACUUGAAGCAACAUCAUAUAAACGCAUCACACCGUUAAGAAAGCGCAAAGGACUCUCCACACAAGCAGAAACAGAAAAUAUCCAACGCAUGCACCCACCCACAAACACACACACACACAUAGACGCUUAGUAAGAGGUGUUAGGGCGAGAGAGUCGUACAAUAGAACGUAAACACUUUAUGGGAGCUUAGGGCAUCUGUAGGAACACAAAUGAAAAUUACGAGUUAUAAGUAUUUUUUUAAGAAUAUAAAGUAUAAAACCAAAUCGAUCGAUCGAUAUGUGUACUGCACACCUACACACACACACACACACACACAAACACAUCCACUCAUCAUAUUGGCCGGGAUGCUCGUCGGAGUUCCGUGCGCCAUCCGUGUUGGUGGGAGCGUGCUUACUGACGGUGGAACCCUUUGUUUAGGUAGUAUAUUAUGAGCGCUCGGGAUGGAAAUGGCGUUACGAGCGGGAAGGGCUUAAGAAAUUAUUUAUUUAGGAUAGCAUUUAUCUCGUGUCCUGUUAAGUUUUUCGGUGCCAUGCAAUGGCCACCGGACUGUUUUUUCGCAUCGUCAUCGUCGUCGUUGUCGUCGGUCGUUCGUGUUUGUACGCGCGGCACGCUGCACGCAUAUACGCAUAUAUAGGUAUUACAUGUUUUCUCUACAGCGUGUGGUUAAUAGAAAUGCUAUGUUCGGAUUUGGUUUUCCUUCUUUUUAUGCAUCGGGUGCAAUGAAACCGUACAUCCUUUAUCUGCUCCAAAGAUUCUGUGCAUCUAGAAGCAGCAAGUCGAACACAUAGAUGUGGAAAAGCCAGAUGCAGCGUGUGUAGUUAUUGCGAACGCAUACGCGGGAAGAAAACUCGAAAGAGACGGCAAGCGAAAUAAAAAAAAACAUACAAAAGAAACAACCCUAAACAGAAUAUAGCGCUAAAUUUUAAUUAACAUUAACGUUACAAAUGGUAAAAGAAGAAUAAAAAAAAAGAAAACAGACGCAAACGCAGGAGAAAUAGAAAUCUCUAACUUAGUGAAAGAGAUGCUGAAGCAGAAAAAUCUAUUGUUAGUCGAGAAUAUUUACUAGGAUACCGAUGAGUUGAUGGCAUAAGUGAAGAAAAAACAAAAACCCACAAACCAAUUACACAUACACACACACACACACAUACAAAUAUACACAACCUACACGCAUACAUCCAAGACACAGAUGAUAAUGAAUAAAAACCUUCUAGAUAUAAACAAACAAAAAAAACAUGUCGUUGAAUAAUAAAAGUAAAAGUAAUACAUAAAAAAGCAGAAACAAAAAACAUGGGAUAGAACAGUGCAGCAAACAAAACAAAAACGCAGCAGUACACACAUCUUUACUUGCAAUACUUCACGCCCGAAGCACACGCCUAAACCGUGUGGCGCUAAUCUACAUGACCAUGACCACACGCAUCUCCUACACAUGCCACACAUAUAAACACGAGCACACAAAACACACAGAGAAAAAAAACACUCACACAUUAGUUUAAAUACCUGUCGCCGGGUAGUGUCGCUUUUCGAGCAUCGUGAAGAAACAACAGAGAAAGCAAAAUACAAAUCACGCAAAAUGAGCAAAAGUUUUGCAGAACAGAAAGAAAAACACCCCAAUACCACAUUACUUAAUACUAUAAAACUAUAAAACAAAAGAAAACCCAAUAAAUUGCAAGAAGAAUGAUAAAAUGACAAAAAAACAACCCAAAACGUUAGUAAUUGGAGAAACGAAACAAACAACAGAACAAAAAUAAAAGAGAUGAAAAAAAAACGAAAUCCAAACGCUUUAAGCGAGUGGCGUUUGUAAUGCAGCUUUUUGUUUCUUAAACACUCCAAUGAGGC
Molecule: messenger RNA, 6257 nt
Organism: Anopheles moucheti
Lineage: Eukaryota; Metazoa; Arthropoda; Insecta; Diptera; Culicidae
Gene: nrv3
Product: sodium/potassium-transporting ATPase subunit beta-2
Exons: 8
Coding region: 542-1483 (313 amino acids)
Biological process (GO): intracellular sodium ion homeostasis; potassium ion import across plasma membrane; sodium ion export across plasma membrane
Cellular component (GO): sodium:potassium-exchanging ATPase complex
Molecular function (GO): ATPase activator activity
Source: RefSeq, a predicted model, not a curated record